AUAUUAUUUGAAGAGCCUUACAUAACACCGCACACUGAACCCAGGAAAGACUUGCUGUGGUUGGAGCGCUACUGUCUACCGAAAUGCUCCGUUCGGUGAUUUGUCGGACCUUUCCGCGGGUGACGGUUGCCCAGUACUCCGCCGCGGCUAUGCCUGCACCUUGCACCAAACCCGAGGUCCACUUUAACAAGCUGUUCAUCAACAACCAGUGGCAGGAUGCAGCAAGUGGGAAAACCUUCCCUACUAUAAACCCAGCAACAGGGGAGAUCAUCUGUCAUGUUGCUGAGGCCAAUGAGGCGGAUGUUGACAAAGCAGUAAAAGCAGCACGUGAUGCCUUCCGGUUGGGGUCACCAUGGAGACGGAUGGAUGCCUCCCAACGAGGCCUUCUUCUUAGCCGGUUGGCAGAUGCAGUUGAGAGGAAUUCUGCCUACCUUGCAGAACUGGAGACCCUUGACAACGGGAAGCCGUAUGCUGUUUCCUACACAAUGGAUCUGCCCUAUGUAGUCAAAUGUCUCAGGUACUACGCAGGCUGGGCUGAUAAAUGGGAGGGAAAAACCAUCCCCAUUGAUGGAGAUUAUUUCUGCUACACCAGGCAUGAACCUAUUGGAGUUUGUGGACAAAUCAUUCCGUGGAACGUUCCUCUCUUGAUGCAAGCAUGGAAACUAGGCCCCGCUCUUGCAACUGGUAACACAGUGGUGAUGAAAGUCGCUGAGCAGACGCCGCUUACCGCUCUCUAUGUAGCCAGCCUGAUAAAAGAGGUGGGUUUUCCUGAAGGAGUAGUGAACAUUUUGCCUGGCAUGGGGCCCACAGCAGGCGCUGCUAUUGCAAGACACAUGGAUGUUGACAAAGUGGCCUUCACAGGAUCCACAGAGGUUGGUCAUCUAAUCCAGCAAGCGUCAGGCAACAGUAACCUAAAAAAAGUCACACUGGAGCUUGGAGGAAAGAGUCCCAAUAUCAUCAUGUCUGAUGCAAAAAUGGAGGAUGCCGUGGAGCAGGCCCACUUUGCCUUGUUUUUCAACCAAGGCCAAUGUUGCUGUGCUGGCUCCCGGACAUACGUCCAAGCAGAUGUUUAUGACGAGUUUGUGGAACGUAGUGUGGAGAGAGCUAAGAGGCGAGUGGUGGGCGACCCCUUUGAUUUAAAGACUGAGCAGGGACCCCAGGUGGAUGAGGAGCAAUUCAACAAGGUUUUGGGUUACAUCAGCCGUGGGAAAAGAGAGGGAGCCAAACUGAUGUGUGGAGGUGGUGUGGCUGCUGACAAGGGAUACUUCAUCCAACCUACUGUGUUUGGAGAUGUUCACGACAACAUGACCAUUGCCAGAGAGGAGAUCUUCGGUCCAGUUAUGCAGAUCUUAAAGUUCAAGACACUUGAGGAGGUGGUUGAGAGAGCCAAUGAUACUAAAUAUGGUCUGGCUGCUGGCGUCUUCACCAAGGACAUUGAUAAGGCCAUCUAUAUCGGCAAUGCACUCCGCGCUGGCACUGUCUGGAUUAACUGCUAUGAUGUGUUUGGGGCCCAGGCUCCGUUUGGAGGAUACAAGACUUCAGGAAUUGGCAGAGAGAUGGGAGAGUAUGGCCUGGACAUCUACACCGAAGUCAAAACGGUGACCAUGAAAGUACCGCAGAAGAAUUCAUAAACAACCAGCUGGGGGAUAGAACGAUUCUAGUAAUCAGUUCAUCUACAGUUUAUUUCAAAAUUGAUAUAUUGGUUCCAAUAGUAAUACUUUAUAAUAUCUUUUGACUUUUCACAUCUGACAGAUUUGACGAUUCUGUUGAUCUACAUUUUAUAUACAUUUUUAUUCACAUUUUGAUUAAUGGCACAAUUGUAGUACUUGCCUAUAACUGAAAUAAUAUCCAUAUACACAGCAAUAGGUUUUGUCAUAUUUACACAGCAUUGUUCAAAAGAUGGAUUUUUUGCUCUCAAUUGGCACAAUAUGGAUUACUUGGGUCAAGAGCAACAACUAUUGAAUAUUUUCAGGUCAGAUUUAAAUGUUGAAAAUUACUCUUUGGAACAAUUAAGGAAUCAGUCUUUUUUGGGGCAAUGAGGAAAGGAGUCUCCACUGGAUUUUAGUCACUUUUUAUUGGACUUGCAACAGCACAGCACACCAAACUCACAAAGAGUGGAUGCCUGGCUGACUCUCCCGCCGAGUCUACCUAAAGCAGUGAAGUUUAUAUCACUAUCCGCCAGUUAUGUAUUUUGUUUUGGUUUCAAACUUUCUGUAGAAUGAACAGUAAAUUUUACUUCUGGUGUCUUUGUAGUGUUUAACUAAUUGGAUAGAAAGGCCAAGACAUCAGAGGAGUUACAAUACGUUGUAUAGGGGGCAGAAUUAACAAAAGAAGUUACGGUUAGGAGGAGAGUGUUGACAAGUUGGGAUAUCGGAAAGGUCAAGUUGCAGUCUGAGUUAUAUCAACACAAAUGCAACAAUUUUGAGAGGGUGACACAUUAAGGUAUCAGGUAAAUCUAAAAAGUUGACAAAAUUUUUCAGAACAAACACAAUUGCUUUCAGAGCUCAGGCAUACCAUAGAAGUUAAAUUAGAGGUGGAUGCAACAACAAGAAUUCGUCAUAUGGAUCAUUUUGUAAGGGUUAGAAAUCAUGGAAGGGUCUGAAAUAUUCAUCAUAGGUGUAUGUCCACUGUGAGAGAGAUACAGUGAAGAGAGUAAGUAUUUGAACACCUUGCUACAGUCCAAGUUCUCCCACUUAGAAAUCAUAGAGGGGUCUGAAAUUUUCAUUAUAGGUGCAUGUCCACUGUGAGAGAGAAUCUAAAAAGAAAAAUCCAGAAAUCACAAAUUUCAAUUUUUUUUAACGAUUUGUGUGAUAAAGAUGAAAAUAAGUAUUUGAACACCUGAGAAAACCAAUGUUAAUAUUUGGUACAGUAGCCCUUGUUAGCAAUUGCAGAGGUCAAACGUUUCCUGUAGUGGUUCACCAGGUUUGCACACACUGCAGGAGGGAUUUUGGCUCACUCCUCCACACAGAUCUUCCCUAGAUCAAACAGGUUUCUGGGCUGUCACUGAAAAACACAGAGUUUCAGCUCCCUCCAAACAUUUUCUAUUGUGUUUAGGUCUGGAGACUGGCUAGGCCACGACAGAACCUUGAUAUGCUUCUGACAGACCCACUACUUGGUUUUCCUGGCUGUGUACUUCGGGUCAUUUUUAUGUUGAAAGACCCAGCCACGACACUUCUUCAAUGAAGGAAAGAGGUUGUUGCCCAAAAUCUCACAAUACAUGGCCGCUGUCAUCCUCUCCUUAAUACAGUGCAGUCGUACUGUCCCAUGUGCAGAAAAACACCCCCAAAGCAUGAUGCUACCACUCCCAUGCUUCACAGUAGGGAGUGUUCACAGUGUUCUUGGGAUGGAACUCAUCAUUUGUCUUCCUCCAAAUGCGGUUAGUGGAAUUAUUUUGGUCUCAUCUGACCACAAAACUUUCUCCCAUGACCCCUCUGUAUCAUCAAAAGGGUCAUUGGCAAACUUAAGUGCUGGUUUAAGCAGAGGAACCUUCCGUGCCAUGCAUGAUUUCAAACCAUGACGUCUUAGUGUAUUACCAACAUUCACCUUGGAAACGGUGGUCCCAGCUCUUUUCAGGUCAUUGACCACUUCCUGUUGUAUCGUCCUGGGCUGAUUCAUCACCUUUCUAAGGAUCAUUAAGACCCCACGAGGUGAUAUCUUGCAUGGGGCGCCACUCCGAUUGAGAUUGACAGUCAUAUCUUUAGCUUCUUCCAUUUUCUAAUGAUUGCUUCAACAGUGGACCGUUUUUCACGAAGCUGGUUGGCAAUUUCUCCAAAGCCCUUUCCAGCCUUGUGGAGUUGUGCAAUUUUGUUUCUGGUGUCUUUGGACAGCUCUUUGGUUUUGGCCAUGUUACAAGUUCGAGUCUUAGUGAUUGUAUGGGGUGGACAGGUGUCUUUGUACAGCUAACGACCUCACACAGGUGCAUCUGAUUCAGGAUAAUACAUAGAAUGGAGGUGGACUUUUAAAGGCGGUCUUUGAGGGUCAGAAUUCUAGCUGAUAGACAGGUGUUCAAAUACUUAUUUGCAGCUGUAUCACACAAAUAAAUCAUUGAAAAAAUCAUUCAUUUUUUUUCUUUUUUCUCUUUAGAUUAUUAUGCACCUACGAUGAAGAUUUUGAACCCCUCCAUGAUUUCUAAGUGGGAGGACUUGCCAUAUAGCAGGGUGUUCAAAUACUUAUUUUCUUCAGUGUAAUCUAAAAAGAAAAAUUAAUCUAAUCUGACCUUGCCUUGUGAUUUUGCCCAUGCUCUUUUCCUCAUUUUUUUGGACACUGUUGCCUCCUGUGUACUAACUUUUUGUCUGCAUUUAAAACCUUCUGUUGCUGCAACUUGUCAUUAGUCUUGCAUUUGGGUCCUCUCCUCUGUUUUGCCCCUAAUGAACUAGCCAUAACAUGGACUCAGCAGACUGACCCGAUACGUAACGCCCUCCAGGCUCAAGGAUGAUGCAUCACACAGCAGGACAAACAUAUUGCUGCCCUUAGUCAUCAAGUGCAGGGAUUAUUGCGACAACAGGACGCCUUGAUGAGGCGGUUUGGGAGGCAUGUCGGUCUGAUAGAGAAAAGGGAGGUCGCUGGCGGAACUUUCAAUGCCUUACGUUGCCACAACCUCCCUGCGAGCCAUUUGCCAUCCACAACUUGCCGCUGCGGCUUGGCCACAGCUCUCACCACCUGAGAUGUUCUCGAGAAACUACGGGAGCAUCAAGCCAUUCAUUGCACAGUGUGAUCUCCACAUUGAGUUGCAGGCUGCAGCUUUCCCCACCAAGCGGGCGAAGAUCACUUUCGUCAUCUCCCACCUGACUGGCUGUGCGGAGGCGUGGGCUACUACAGAACGGACUCGGAACUCGGUCACAUGUCACUCUCUACUUUGUUUGUGAAGACUAUGGAGCAGAUAUUCCAGUAUUCCAUGCCUGAGCGUGAGGCUGCAAACUCGCUUAUCACAUUGCAGCAAGGCAACUGCAGGGUGCAGAACUUUAUAUGCAUCCUUGCAAUCAAGAGUCAGUGGAACAACAGGGCGCUUCUUGACGCAUUUGUUCAGGGGCUAUCCCCCUCCAUAAAGUGUGUCAGCGCACGCCGGGAGAACGAGCUUCGGGGAUAAAUUGCAUAGGGGCAAGAUACCGAUUAUCAGCCAGUUGCCAGUGCCAUUCCGGAUGAACCGUGGAACUGGGCAGGUUCCACUUCUCUCCUGAGAAAUGCCAACACCAGCUGAAGGUGGACCGGUGCUUCUACUGCAGCCAGUUGGGGGACAUUGUGGGCAACUGUAAUGCCAAAGCUAUGGGUGCUUCCUACAGGAACACCACAAUGGUGAGUCUGAACCUUGUCUAAAAAGAUCUUGCCCAAGCUCACCCCCUAGUGACAUUAUGCUCGCCAGACCAAGAAACUCCAUUCAUUGACUCUGGGUCUGAUCCUAAUUUACUCAACUCACUCCUCAUCAAGAACAUCCGUUUAGGAACAUUUGAAGAAAAACGCCAGCGCCUUCAUCGCCGAUGGUAGUUUUUGGGGCAUAAUCAUCCACCGCACCCACACACUCACCAUGUCAUUCCCAGACUCCCACUGAGCGAAUUAGCUUCCAUGUUUUUGACGCCAUUAAAUGUGACCUUAUGUUAUGGAACCCAUGCCUGAAAUUACGUAACCCUCACAUUGGCUGAUCCCCAGGAAGGGUUAUGUCAUGGGGCAGUAGUUGUGCACGGACCUUUUCAGGCUACCAUGUGACGUUAGGUGUAUUGCCCCUAAAGAAGUGCCCUUGGGGGGACCCUGAUUUGUCUCUAGUAUCCGCCAGUUACCAUGACUUAAGCCACGGGUCCCCAACCACCAGGCGCCGGACUGGGACCAGUCUGUAGAUCAUUUUGUACCGGGCCGCAAAGAAUGAAUAACAAAUGUUUUUUCAUCGGGCAGCACCGUGGAGCAGUUGUAAAGCAUUGGCCACACAGUUCUGAGGACCCGGGUUCAAUUCUGUCCCCGCCUGUGUGGAGUUUGCAUGUUUUCCCCAUGCCUGCUUAGGCUUUCUCCGGGCACUCUGGUUUCUUCCCACAUCCCAAAAAUAUGAAAUGAAACAUUAAAUGGACACUCUAAAAUGCCCAAGGUGUGAUUGUGCGUGUGACUGUGGUCUCUCUCCAUGUGCCCUGUGAUUGGCUGGAAACCAGUUCUGUCAUGAUCCUGGCAGUCCAGCCCUGGCUGUGCGGGUGCCCGCGCGGUCGCACUGAUUGGGAGGCGCACACCUGCGCCUUAUGCUGGCUGAUUCGCCCCGGUGUAUAUAGGACCAUGGGGACGACUGGUCCGGCGCCAGAUCGUUGCGGUUCAUGCCCCGUUCCAGCACUCCCGUAUCUCUGAUCGUUUUCCCGUGUGUACCGACCUCUGCUUGUUCUCCGACCGACCCCGUAAGCCUGACUCCUUUGAUAUUCCUGCCUGCCUUGAUCGAUCUCCUGUGUACCGACUCCUGCCUGCCCACGGACCUGCACUCCACGCCCGACGUCCUGACUACCACUGCUGCACCUGACUGCCUGCCCGAUCCCUGACCUUGGAAUAAUAAACGUUUUUCCCGAAUUAUCUCUGAGUCUCCCGACUCCUGCAUUUGGUUCCUACCUCCGUUUCGAUGGGUCGUGACAAAUUCAUGGUGUACCCUGCCACCUGCCCAAUGACAGCGACCCUUGUGAGGAUAAGCAGUGAAGAAAAUGGAUCGAUGGAUGUUUUUUCUUUUGGGUGUCUUAUUUUGAAAGACAACUACUUCUACCCUCACCUCAUUUCUGCGCCUGACUCUUUGGCACUUCUUUUUCUUGCAUCCCCAAUCUAAGCUACCCCUCGUAAAAUGAACCAGAAAUGGUUCACUGGAGAGUUUCAUUGGAAACGGUAAACAAGACAACGAUGAGACGACAGGGUUCACAGACUGCCUGCAAAAAGAAAGCUGCAUUUAAAAGAAAAUACAAAGAUUCCCUUGUGCAUAGUGGAGGCUUCAAUGAUGCACAUCUUAUCACUUCAUGGGAUAAAGCCAAUCCUGCUCUUAUUGGUCGAUGUCACGCCGGGAACCAAUCACCCACUUUGUAUCAAUGUGUCUUUCCGCAAAAUGCCAAUCUGGCUGUAUUUUUUUUUAAUUAAUAAAAUUCCGCAAAGCAGUCAUUAAUUGUGCCUUGCUGGUUCGUUGUACCUCGAUGUCAUGCUUCCAUAUUCCUCGUUCCACGUUUUUGACCUUGCCUUUUGCCUUACGUUUUGGAUACUGUUGCCUUUUGGACUGACCACUUGUGGACCAACCUUUUGCCUGCCAGUAAAACAUUCUGCUCGUACGACAACUUGUCACGAGUCUUGGAUUUGGGUCCUCUCCCAUUUUCUGCUCCUGACAAAAAGACCGUCAACAUGAGGUUGUGUAAAUAAGUGAAUGGUUUUAAUGUAGUCUGGAAAACAAAGGACUUUCCUCUGUUGGGUAAUAGCUUCCUCAGCAGUUUUUGUCCAAUAGAUGCCAAUGACAGUCAUUUAUGCAUAAUUACAGAUACAGAACCUGCAAUAAUUUGACAUGCCCAAAAGUAACAUCUGUUCCAUCAUUGGACUGUUCAUCUGACGUUUGGGAGUUUGAAAUUAUAUCUAAGGAACUACACGGCAACGAGACUUACAAUGACAAGAGGGAUCCUCGCGUGUUUGAUGGAGAACUUUCCCAGAUGUUCAUUUUGUAUACAGAAGAUAAGGACUUUAAUGGAUUUGUGGAUGAGGAUUAAUCGAAAAAUAACAUAUGUACAUUGUUAAAUAGUUCAAUAAAGUCUAACCAAACUCACUGUUUUCAUUGUUAAAUAUUUGAAUAAAGUGCAACUGAACUCA
Syngnathoides biaculeatus (alligator pipefish) is the source of this 7791-nucleotide messenger RNA. Its product is annotated as aldehyde dehydrogenase, mitochondrial-like. The transcript is spliced from 13 exons. NCBI's taxonomy places the organism in Eukaryota, Metazoa, Chordata, Actinopteri, Syngnathiformes, Syngnathidae. The record is from RefSeq and is a predicted model, not a curated record. Gene Ontology annotation, molecular function: aldehyde dehydrogenase (NAD+) activity. Bases 84 to 1631 code for a protein of 515 amino acids.